Molecule: messenger RNA, 2920 nt
Organism: Anopheles moucheti
Lineage: Eukaryota; Metazoa; Arthropoda; Insecta; Diptera; Culicidae
Product: glycoprotein-N-acetylgalactosamine 3-beta-galactosyltransferase 1-like
Exons: 5
Coding region: 79-1320 (413 amino acids)
Cellular component (GO): membrane
Molecular function (GO): N-acetylgalactosaminide beta-1,3-galactosyltransferase activity
Source: RefSeq, a predicted model, not a curated record
CAGUGUUAUAGGAACGGAUUGUGAGUUGUUUAAGAAGUGGAUUGAUAAAGAAAAGCAAAAUUAAACCCACUCAACGAUAUGAAAAUCACGGAUUUAGGGCCCCGAAAUGGCAGUCAUCCGCGAACAUUCAUUACGUUGCUUUUCGGCACCGUGUUGGGAUUCAUGUUUGCUACGUUCAUCUCAUCCACAACGAUGCGACAACCGUGGAUGCCGGAAAGCUAUCGUCAACGGGAACCCCCCUCGAUCGUGAGUGAUCCACACACAGGCAAUGAGUUGCGGGAAGCAGCCGGCCCGGAACAAGAUGUCGGUCAGCAUGCAGCCCACGAAGAAGCCCAUGCCCAUGAGAAUGCUUCGCUUGCGCACCAGUUACAACAAGAGGUGCGCGUCCUAUGUUGGGUGAUGACCAAUCCAAAAAAUCACAAAACGAAAGCAUUACACGUCAAACGCACGUGGGCUGGUCGAUGUAAUAAGGUGCUUUUCAUGAGUUCGGUUGAAGAUCCCCUUAUCGACUCCGUUGCUCUGCCCGUGGGUGAAGGUCGGAAUAAUCUUUGGGCGAAAACGAAAGAAGCAUUUAAGUACAUCUAUCAGCAUCACCUGGAUGAUGCGGAUUGGUUCAUGAAAGCAGACGAUGAUACCUACGUGGUCGUGGAAAAUUUGCGGUACAUGCUUUAUUCGUACUCACCGAGUCAUCCAAUUUAUUUUGGGUGCCGGUUUAAGCCCUUCGUGAAGCAAGGUUAUAUGUCCGGCGGUGCAGGCUAUGUGUUGAGCAAAGAAGCAGUAAAGCGCUUUGUUGAGGACGCCAUCCCUAAUCCCGCAUGUCGGCAAGGCGAUGACGGUGCCGAAGACGUCGAGAUGGGUAAGUGCAUGGAGGCGGUUAAAGUGCUAGCAGGUGAUUCUAGAGACUCGGUUGGACGAGGAAGAUUUUUUCCAUUCGUGCCUGAGCAUCAUCUUAUCCCGAAUCAUGUGGACAAAGACUUUUGGUAUCUGAAGUACACCUUCUACAAACCCGAUGAGGGUCUCGAAUGCUGCUCGGACAAUGCCAUCUCCUUUCACUACGUGUCUCCUAAUCAAAUGUACGUGCUAGAUUAUCUGAUUUAUCAUUUACGGCCGUAUGGCAUUGUUGGCCACUCACAACCUCUACCAAAGAAGUACAGCCUUGGUGACAUUGUACGGGUAGAUGAUUUAGGAAAGACAACCCCUAAAUCAUCCAGCCAGCAGCAGCGUCGGAAUAAACACAAUAAUCCUCGUGGGCAGAUAGCAAAUGAAAUCCAGAUGGACGUUACGUAUAGUGAUAUUGAUGCUAAAGAACCAAAUACCUAAUAAGAUCUAGUUGUACUGCUACGUUCCAAAUCGUAUCAUUAAAAGAGAUGAAGCAAGUAGAGCAGAUUUGCACCCUGAGUGUAAAAUAGAGAUAAGGUUUUGCUACUUUCAAUGGAUGAUUGAUUUUCGUGAAUGCGUGAUGAGGUGAUUGCGGUGAGUGAGUGAACUGUCCGGGAAAGUACCUUCAGCUUGAAAUAAUUGUCAUUUAAAUACGAAAAAAUCUUACGUAAAACAGAGAAUGACACAAAUGAGAAGAAUUUCAAUGAUACGUAGAAAUAAGUUAUAAUUUACUGACCGAUUUUUAGUUUGUGUUUCCUAGUGGGUUGAUCGGUGUUAUCGGUCUCUUAUCACCAUAUUUUAUCAGACUGCUGCAUAAAACAUAAAAGUCUAUCAACUGCUAAAAAACGAUAGUUUAAGUGUUCAAGUCGAAUAUAUUUGUGAACUAAGUCAUACCACUCAUGUAAACCCAUAUCAAAAGGGAAUUUUUAGCUAACUGUAUCUAAUGUUAUUAUUUUCUCAUUUUCAAUUGUCGUCAUUUAUUAUGGAACCUCAAACGAGAGAUGGAUAUAUUUGCCUUUGGCUAGGUAAAUUAAUGAUUGUUUUCAGCAGAACUGUUGUAGGUUGCAUGACAAAAUGUCACAGGAAAUGACAUUCUGGUUCCUUUCUUUACCAUUUGCAUUUUAUGAAUCUCUAAUGUUCAUCAUCAAAUCGUUUAAAAACACAUUAACACUUGAAUCUCGGGAAUUCUCGAAAUAAAAAUGAGCAUAACCAAAUAUUACAUCUAAGUUAACAGUAUCAAAAUUAAUCCAAUUUACUUUUCGUGAAGCAUGUAACUAUUCAUUACGAAUUAUGUAAUCAACCUGAAAAGUAUGCUGAACAGGCAGAAUCCUACGUCUUAUUAUGCUAGGAGUAAAUUGGUACUGUACCGUUCGUUUUUUUUUCAUCAUUCUGAUAUUGCUAUCAUUCAAGUGCUUUAAAAGGUUUUCAUUACUCAUUGUAUCGAUUUUUUCGAACUUUCAUAAUCGCUAUAAUUCUUCAACAACAACAAUUUCUUCGAACUCUUUAUGCUUUUUUACUAUGGGGAACUUCAAAUUUGUUUACGUAAUUGUUGUGCUAAAUGAUUUAGGACUGGCUUCAUUUUAUGCCCUAGAAUACUGCGAAGUCUCCACAUUCGGUUAGGUAAAUAUUCAUUUUUUCACUAUGUCUGUAAAAAGUUUUCUUUAUACUUGCCAGUUUGUUGUAAUGUUAUCAUUAGAUUUCACACACAAACAAAACCAAGGAAACAAACAGCAAAGUUGCCAUCACAUUCAGGAAUAUUAGUUAUUUUAAUAGUAAGAUUUUCUUUACAAAAGUUCGUUUUAUUUUACAUGUUUCCGAUAAAACAAUCAGACAGGAAAAUGGAAUAAAGUGAAUAACGAAAGCGACAAAUUGCAUUAAUCGAAGAAUGUUUAAAAAAAGCAAGGGUGUCGUGGAUGAAUUGUCCCGAGGAAUUAUAAAAUACUCCCUGAAACAAAGAACAAAGUAUAGCUGUAAGCUCUAACGCAUGGCAAAGCAUAUUGAACAAUUCAACUUGAAUAAAGUAAAUUAUGAAAUACCAAAA